Messenger RNA from Camellia sinensis, 819 nucleotides. NCBI's taxonomy places the organism in Eukaryota, Viridiplantae, Streptophyta, Magnoliopsida, Ericales, Theaceae. The record is from RefSeq and is a predicted model, not a curated record.
AUGAGGGAUAUCACACCCCCACCCAGUCCCCCACCACCACCUGCCACAAACAACUCACUACCCAUUUGUUACAACCAUCUUGCUAGCCACCACUCACCUACCCACCUGCCAUCCACCCGCCACCAUCCACCACUCGCCACUACUAUCCACUCCGUCCGCCACCACCUACCUGCCACUUACACGCCACCAUCCACUCACCAGCCAUCUCCACUACCAUACACCACCGCCACCCACCAGCCCACUAGUCACACCCAUCUGUCUCCCACGCCACCACCACCCAUUACCACCACCACCACCAUCAACACCACUACCUUACCAUCAACCACCACGCCACCACCCCACCACCACUACCACCAUCACACAACAAACCCACCCGCCACACACCCACCCACCGCCGCCACCGCCACCCAACCCACUUGCACAACCACCACCCACUACCCGCCACUACCACCACCACUCACCACCACCCACCGCCGCCACCCACCCACCUGCCCACCACCCAACCACCCACCACCCGUCACCGUCAACUUUACACCUACACCACCACCCGCCACUACCACCCCCACCACACCUGCCACCACCCGCCAUCUACCACCCGCUGCCACCACUAUAUACCCACCCGUCACCACUUUCACCACCGUCUUCGCCGCCACCACCCGCCAUUUUGCCCCACUUUCCACACCAUCUAGGAGCGGAGUGGAGCUGAGCCCUGUAGCCGACAACACGACACCAAAUGUGGAAGGGAGCACCAAUCCGGGGACGACACGUGGCGUGGGGGGAGCAUCCCAGCUUCUAAGGCUUGGAUUAACUGGUCUUUAA